CAUGUAACUAUAACCAAACGUUGAGAGCUGUUUCCGGAAUGUUCCACAGUUCUCUCGUAUCUCUUUUCCGAGGCAGUCGAUCUUCUGUUCUCUAGCCCCCAAAUUCGUAAACUAUACAUGACACUGAUAUGCCCAUCUAUAAACUCUAGACCCACCUAAAUUCCAUAGCCAAUUUUCACAAAAAGGAUAUUUUGUUGCUAUUUUUGUUCAUGAUUUCGGGGUUUCUGUAGAAAAGUGCCUAAGGGUAAAAGAAGAGUUUUGGCAAAGUGAAGAAGAGAAAGAGAAUUGAGGAAGGGGAGAUGGGGGUGGACUAUUACAAGAUUCUGCAGGUGGAUAAAAGUGCCAAAGAUGAGGACUUGAAGAAGGCUUAUAGAAAGCUUGCAAUGAGAUGGCACCCCGAUAAGAAUCCCAAUAAUAAGAAGGAAGCGGAAGCCAAGUUUAAGCAGAUUUCUGAAGCCUAUGAUGUGCUAAGCGAUCCUCAGAAAAGAACAAUAUAUGAUCAGUAUGGUGAAGAUGGGCUGAAGGGGCAGGUGCCACCUCCUGACGCCGGUGGUGCUGGGGGGCCCACUUUCUUCUCCACAGGGGGUGGACCUACAUCUUUCCGAUUCAAUACCAGAAAUGCUGACGAUAUAUUCAAUGAGUUUUUUGGAUUUUCUAGCCCCUUUGGAGGAAUGGGAGGUGGUGGUAGUGGAAUGAGGAAUGCUAGGUUUGGUGGCAUGUUUGAUGAUGAUAUGUUUGCAUCUUAUGGCGAAGGAGGUGGUGGUGGAUAUCAAUCAGCACCGCGGAAAGGAGCUCCAAUUGAGCAGAGGUUGCCUUGUACACUUGAAGAGCUCUAUAAGGGAACUACUAAGAAGAUGAAAAUUUCAAGAGAAAUCCUGGAUGCUAAUGGGAAAACAGCCCCUGUAGAGGAGAUCUUGACCAUUAAUAUCAAGCCUGGCUGGAAGAAAGGUACUAAGAUCACCUUCCAGGAGAAAGGGAAUGAGCAUCCAAAUCAAAUACCUUCAGAUCUCGUCUUCAUUGUUGAUGAGAAGGCCCACAGAACUUUCACUCGAGAUGGGAAUGACUUGAUUUUUACGCAGAAGAUACCACUGGUGGAAGCAUUAUCUGGUUGCAUAGUACACAUCACUACAUUAGAUGGCAGGAAUCUAACAAUUCCCAUCAACAACGUGAUCCAUCCAGAUUACGAAGAGAUUGUCCCAAGAGAAGGCAUGCCAAUCUCAAAAGAUCCAACUAAGAAAGGGAAUUUGAGAAUUAAGUUUGACAUAAAAUUUCCUGCAAGGUUGACAUCAAGUCAGAAAGCUGGUAUAAAGGAGCUCUUGGGUUCUUGAGGUCAGGAUUUCUUUUAGUCAUCGUUAAGGCGUUGUUUAAUUAUUCACGAUCAGUUCAUCUUUUUGGCACUCCUAAAUUUAUGGAUUGAAAUAUGGUGUGGUGCUUCAAAUUAUAGAUAUAGACAACAGUUGGUUUUAUCAUAUUUAAGAUUGUGAAACUAUAUCUUUUGUCACUGGAUUGUAUAAGAUAUUUUUUUUUUCUCGAGAUCAGUUA
This is a messenger RNA of Olea europaea var. sylvestris, 1542 nucleotides long. Its product is annotated as dnaJ homolog subfamily B member 13-like. The coding region runs from base 300 to 1328 and encodes 342 amino acids. Gene Ontology annotation, molecular function: protein-folding chaperone binding. Gene Ontology annotation, cellular component: cytosol. Lineage: Eukaryota; Viridiplantae; Streptophyta; Magnoliopsida; Lamiales; Oleaceae. The record is from RefSeq and is a predicted model, not a curated record. The transcript has 3 exons.